Messenger RNA from Penaeus vannamei (Pacific white shrimp), 1014 nucleotides. RefSeq lists its product as uncharacterized. The record is from RefSeq and is a predicted model, not a curated record. NCBI's taxonomy places the organism in Eukaryota, Metazoa, Arthropoda, Malacostraca, Decapoda, Penaeidae.
AUGACACUGCCGUGGACGCAGACGGGGAUGUCAGCCGCUGUGGUGAUGGUGGCGCUGCUGGUGGUGGGGCUGACGUGCUGUGGCGCCGCGCCCCUCGUGGUGGUGGCCUGCUGCGGCGGCCGCAGGAGGGACGUCGUGGGCGAGAGCGGCGACGCGCGCUGGCUGCCCGGCGUCGGCGUCAUCGACUACGUCCCCGCCUCCAACAGGUCUUCAGUACGAGUAUCGUUGAUUCUUCCCGAGGAGCCGCCCACAGAUGCCUCCCACACCCCCACGGCCUCUCCCCACACGCCCCUCGUGGUCCCUUCCCCUUCUGCAGACGCCCUCCACACGCCCGAGGACCCCAACACCACGUCCUCGUACCUGUCUCCUACGGACGCGCCAUCGUCCAAGCUCCGGAGGGCUUCUCAGGACACCACUGCAGGACUUCCAACGCCGACGCCCUCCCCUUCCUCGUGCCCGUUCUCCUCCCAGCCCGCGGACUCGACUUCGGACUCGACGAGGAGCGCCAGCCACCCGAUCACUACGUGGCUCUCGAUAACCACCGAGAUUCGCAAAGCCACGAGUCUGUCGCAGCCGAGUAAACAUGCUUCCAAAACGACCGAUUCGGCGUCAACCAUAAAGCCUGCGGUCUCAGCGGCAACGUACGAAAUCGCCAACGAAUCACUCGCCAAAAAUGCUUUGUUGCCCCUCGAGUCCCCGAGUGUCACGAGCCCCCUUUCCCCGGCUGACCAGACGUCGCCCACCGCAGCCCCGUCCUUCGGCAGCCACCCCAGCCCAAGAAGACACGCGGAGACGCCGACCGCACUAAGCCGACCCUCGCCCCUGCCGCCCGCUGCUGUAGGUCAGAGGCAGGGUGGGUCUACAGGGUCAGCGGCAGACAGCUCACCGUCCUGCCAGUCUUCCAGCCCCCACCGCAGCCCCCAGGUCGCCCUGCCGCAGAGGGAGGCGACAGGGAGAACAAGUACUCCGUCCGGCACGAAGAGAAAAUGUAGACCUACAGCUACUGCCAUGUAA